Molecule: messenger RNA, 2682 nt
Organism: Chilo suppressalis (striped riceborer)
Lineage: Eukaryota; Metazoa; Arthropoda; Insecta; Lepidoptera; Crambidae
Source: the annotation of a GenBank genome assembly
AUGGAACAGUCCGAAGAUAUAGAAGCGAAAUUAUCGAAUUUAGAUUGUAAAUAUGGAAUGUUACCUUUUGAAAAACAAAUAUUUAUGGAUUUAUUUGAAAUGGAUGCACUUUUAAUUAUGGCUAAAGGACUCAAUUAUAAUACAAUAUUAGCAAACUUCCUUUGGGUCCAUAAACAUUCCUCACAUUUAGUUCUUAUCAUAAAUAGCAAUGAUCAUCAAGAAAGGUACUUCAGUGAGAAGUUUAAAUUGACAGCUUUACCAACUUUAGGAUCAGAAAGAGAAAAAGUAUACUUAGAAGGGGGAAUCCAUUUCAUUUCAACAAGAAUCCUAGUGGUGGAUUUAUUGAAGAAUCGCAUACCAAUUUCUCAAAUCACAGGAAUAAUUGUCCUAAGAGCUCACACUGUUUUGGAAUCCUGCCAAGAAGCAUUUGCUCUAAGGUUGUAUAGGCAGCAUAAUAAGACAGGUUUUAUUAAAGCAAUGUCUAAUUCUCCCAUAUCAUUCACAUUUGGAUAUCAUCAAGUGGAAAAAGUAAUGAGGGCAUUGUUUGUCACAGAAUUAUUGUUAUGGCCUAGAUUUCAUGGCAAUGUAAUUAAAAGUCUCAAAAGCAGAAUUGCUGAAGUAGUUGAGAUACAUAUACCCCUUUCAACUAAUGUCAGCCACAUACAAACCUGCCUGAUAGAUAUUAUAAAUCACACUGUGAAAGAACUAAAAAGUAUAAAUAGAAAUUUGGAUAUGCAGGAAAUCACCACAGAAAACUGUCUCACUAAAAAAUUUCACAAAAUACUACAAUCACAGUUGGAUUGUGUUUGGCAUCAGUUGAGCACAAGAACUAAAGAAUAUAUUCAAGAUUUAAAAAUAUUAAGAAGCAUGAUAUUAAAUGUACUGCACGAUGAUUGUGUUUCAUUUUAUGCUUUAGUCAACAAAUACAGAACACCUGAAUAUGCUCAAAUUAAUUCGGGCUGGAUACUUCUAGAGUCAGCAGAACAAUUAUUUCGCCUUGCUAGAGGUCGAUUAUAUAACCCUAAUAACGAAUUUGACCCGGAACUACCACCGAAAUGGAAAAUCUUGAGUGAGCUUCUAGUAGAUGAAAUCCCAGAAGAAGUAAAGAAAAAACAAGAUGGAAAUUUAAAAAAUACUAAAAUAUUAAUCCUCUGUCAAGAUAAUAGGACAUGCUCGCAACUCAAUCAUUAUCUCACGAUAGGGCCCAGUAAAUAUCUCUUGUACAUGGCCUUUCGAAGAGAUUUGACCAUAAAUGCAGUUUCAUCAAAAUAUAAAGAUUAUAAACACGAAUUUGAAAAAAAGGACACCAAAUCCGAAAAAAAUAAAAACACUAAAAUAAAUGCAGAAGAAAACGAGGAAGCCAAAGAAAUAGAUACAUGUGAAGAUUUUGAAGCUGAUGAGUCCAAUAAAUGCAAUUAUGUUCUAACUUUAUCGCAAGUGCCACAAAAAAAUAAAGAUUUAGACGAAAGCAUUUUCGAACCCAUAACUCAGAUUGAUAAUCUGGAUAUAACACAAAUGGAAAAUGAUAAACCAUUAAUUUUUAUUCAAACAUUUAAAGAAAAUGGAAAUAAUUUUUCACUUGAACAAUCUUUAGAAAUUUUACGUCCUGAAUAUAUUAUAUUGUAUCAUAGUGAUGUAUCAGCAGUAAGGCAAAUAGAAUUAUUUGAAUGUCGAAAAAAACCUAAUGAGGUGACAUGCAAGGUUUAUUUCAUGAUUCAUGAUAAAACAGCAGAGGAACAAGCUUACCUGACAUCGUUAAAAAGGGAGAAACAAGCAUUCGAGUUAUUAAUUGAAACAAAAAGUACAAUGGUCGUACCAAAGUACCAAGAUGGAAAGACAGAUGAAUAUUUCAACUUGAAUGUAGAAGAUGACAUUGAGACUGUAGAUACAAGAAAAGCUGGAGGGCAAAGUCAACUAAAGGAGAAACCCUUAGUCAUAGUCGAUAUGAGAGAAUUUCGUUCCGAUCUUCCAGCAUUACUUCACAAAAAAGGCAUAAAUAUUGAACCUGUCACUAUUGCUAUUGGAGAUUACAUUCUCACUCCGGAAAUAUGUGUGGAACGGAAGUCGAUAUCGGACUUAAUAGGAUCUUUGAAUUCCGGACGGUUGUUUACACAGUGUACGCAAAUGUGUCGUAAUUAUACUAGACCCAUUUUGCUAAUUGAAUUUGAUCAAAACAAGCCCUUCAAUUUGCAGGGAAAUCUUGUGGUCUCUUCAGACAUAUCGGGGGCAAAUAUUCAACAGAAACUUCAACUUCUCACAAUACACUUUCCGAGGUUAAAGCUAGUUUGGUCACCAAGUCCUUAUGCUACUGCAGAACUUUUCUAUGAACUAAAGCAAGGAAGAAAGAAUCCUAACGUAGCAGAAGCACUCGCACUUAGCGGUGAAAAUACAGCCGACGACAUGAACUAUGAAAGAUACAAUGUACUAGUUCACGAUUUCGUUCAGAAAUUGCCAGGCGUCACCACUAAAAAUAUUUCAAGAAUACUUAACAGAGGUGUUUCACUACAUCAUUUGCUGUCGUUGACUAAAAAUCAAUUGGAAGACCUUAUAGAGAAUAAAAACGAAGCAGACACCCUUCAUUCUAUAUUGCAUAUGAAAGCUAAACCAGCCGAUGCUGCUGAAGACAAAAAGUUUGGCAAAAAGAAGUUUCCUCGGAGACAGAUGUAUAAAAAUAAACAAUAA